ACUGCUUUUCUGACUCUCCAGCUGCUAAGAGACAGCGCCGAAUAUUUUUGUUCAAGCAGAAACAUGACCGCAACAGAGCAUUCUUUGAAAAUCUUACUGACAGACCCUACCUCCAGAGAAGGCAUGGAGGAGGGGAGAUCUGGUAAACAUCUCCAGAGAAAAUGUCUAGCAAUCAUAACUCCUGGAGCCUGUGUCACACUUCAUUGUUGCCUCAUCAUUAUUGUCAUCCUACUUAUAAUUGUGACGGUUCUUUCCACUUUGGUGGCAACGAGAAGAGCAAACCUGGUCCCCAAUGUUCUGUAUGUUACCUGCCCAAAAGGAUGGAUUGGAUUUGGAAAUAAGUGUUUUUAUUUUUCUGAAGACACAAGGAACUGGACAUUCAGCCACACGUUCUGUACUUUAUUAAAAGCUGAUCUUGCUCAGUUUGAAACUGAGGAGGAGCUGAACUUCCUGAAAAGAUACAAAGGCCCCUUGGAUCAUUGGAUUGGCCUUAGCAGAGAAUCAUCAUAUCAUGUUUGGAAAUGGACAGACAGCACUGAAUAUAAAGCCUGGUUUCCCAUCAAAGGAUCUGGGGAAUGUGCCUAUCUGGAUGACACUGGAGUUAGUAGCGCCAGGAGCUACACAGAUAGAAACUGGAUUUGCAGCAAGACAAAUAAUAAUGUCUCGUAUACUUGAAUACUUCAAGGACUUUUUACUGAAUUUCACACACCAUCUCCAAGAGAUGCAUUAUAAAGUGUCAUACACAUUUGCUGCUCUAUUGCUUGGCCUGCCAUAACAUCCCCAAUAUGCAUUUAUAGUAUUUAUUACUAGCAAAGGGGCAAACUAUCAUUGAAUAAUAUAAUAUAAGGACUUGGAAGAGCAUGAUUCUAAUUUAAGUAGGUGUUAAAUAAUAUGAUUUGAUAUUUAUAUUUUGAACCCAACCAAUAUGAAUGAAUUCCUCUUUCUCUACAGACAGCCCUUUAUUUGCACACAAAGGACCAUAAAAAUGACUAUGAUAGCUGAAGGCAUGCAAAAUGAUUUUAAUGACCAGUGAGAAGAGUUACAAUUGGUUAACACAUUCAAAAUUUUCUUACUGUCAGUUACAAAUAGA
This is a messenger RNA of Hippopotamus amphibius kiboko, 1090 nucleotides long. RefSeq names its product C-type lectin domain family 2 member E-like. The record is from RefSeq and is a predicted model, not a curated record. Gene Ontology annotation, cellular component: external side of plasma membrane. The transcript is spliced from 5 exons. NCBI's taxonomy places the organism in Eukaryota, Metazoa, Chordata, Mammalia, Artiodactyla, Hippopotamidae. The coding region runs from base 64 to 675 and encodes 203 amino acids.